UACUAAAAGCAAAUGGCGAUGCACCAAACAUUUGACAGAAGUUCGCUGUGAAGUAUUUUAAAAUCCCUUACGAGGCCACGCCAUAUUGCUGUGUGUACUGUGUAUCAGAAGAAAAAAAAGCAAUUUUCACCCUAACUGAACUUUAUCCAUAAAAAAUCUGUCUGAUAAUAAUCUGUUUGAGAUAUGGAGCCUAAUGUAUGUUUAAGAGCAAAUAAACAAGACGUUGAAUUACUGAAGCUGCAAGAUCGGGAAGUUUUGAACUUCGCAUCUUUAAACAGUGACUGCAUGCAGCUAAUAUUUGAGCAUCUUAAAUGGCAGGACUUAGUGAAUGUUGUCGAGACGUGCAAAUCAUUUAAUGAUGCUGCAUGUGCAGUUUUUAAACGGAAGUUAAGUGGAUACAGGGGAAUGGUAUUGGGACGCGAACGAAUGAAAUUUGAAGAAUCUAAACUGUUUAUUAUGUCUCGGCUGAUGAGUUUCAAAGUGCUACGUAAUUUUGGCCAUACACUAUCAGGGUUGCACCUUUAUUUGGAUGUUGGCGUCGCUCGUUACAUGAAUGAAUAUUGUUCCGAAUCCAUGGAAGAAUUGUCGUUCCAUUUUUGCGAUCUGCGAAUGUCAGAUAUAAAAAAACCAUUUAAAAAUGUCAAGACGAUUGAAAUGAUUGGGUGUCGAUUAUACGAUCAACUAGCAAUGUUUUCCGACGAACUCUUUCCUAAUUUACGAUCUCUGAAAUUGAAAGGGAAUUUUUACUUUGAACCGUUGAUCGUACAUCAGAUGCCAAAGCUAUUGCAAUUGUCUUUUACACCACAUUCAGAAGGCCAGUCUUCCGGCCCUAAUAGAUUGGUUGACGAGAAUGACAUCAUUGUGCUGAUAAAAAAUAUUCCACAGGUGGAGGUAUUGCAAUUACAGUUGCAUGAAAAUCAUGGACAUAGAAUACUACAAUGCAUUAGUAAACAUCUUCCCUCGCUUCGGGAAUUGAAUCUAAUUGUCUACGACCAAUCUGUAGUAUUAGGGGAUACUCAGGAAUCGCUUCGAUUUGACAAUGUUGAAGAUUUUCGUUUGUCGACUUAUAUAAACACAUUACUUUCAAGAAAUCCAUUCAUUUUUAAGAAGCUUAAGUCUUUCAAUGCCAUCAACUGGACCUUUGAUGCUGACUGUAUCAAUUCUUUUUUUGGUAAAAACAAGAGCUUAUCAUCGUUCGAUAUUCAUUACGGACCCAUUUCAAUGGAAUGCCUUGAGCUGACAAAUGUUCUGCGAAACCUCGAAGAGUUUAGACUCUACAAUGUCAUUGAUAUACCAAUAGUACCACUUCUUAACAGUUUCAAGCAAAGUCCUCGAUUAAAAAAAAUUUUCAUCAGAGGAAGGAAUGAAGCAUCGUCAUAUCAAACCAUACGCAAUGCAAUCACUUUAAGUGGCGUUAAAUUCAAUGAAAAAACCAGAGAUGUGACUGGAUUUAUUCCUAUCAACGUUCUGGAAUUCUUUAUAAAGAACUCUCAGGAUUCGAUACUGAGAUCUGUUUUGGACAUUUUAGAGGAUAGUUCAACACAUAAUGUAUCAAUAAUGUGGUACUGUGGUAAGGUGGUAAAAUAAAAAUAUUUUUUCAAGCACUUCUUU
This is a messenger RNA of Bradysia coprophila, 1611 nucleotides long. RefSeq lists its product as uncharacterized. The record is from RefSeq and is a predicted model, not a curated record. Lineage: Eukaryota; Metazoa; Arthropoda; Insecta; Diptera; Sciaridae.